CCGAAAAGGAACCAAGGCUGAGCGAAGCUUUACUUUCAGGCUUCAACGAGGGUUUGAGGUAGUGGCAAGGGAGAAUAGCAGCUAGAGCGAGGAGAUCAAUAGAAGAACAGAAAGUUGGAUACAGAAAAGUGGAAUAGAAGUUUAAUUCUUGCAGUAAUCGAUGUGGCUUGGCUGGAGAAAUGGAGCAAUUGCAAAUGCAGGCAAUACCAUGAGAUACUUCUCUUCGAGCUCGCGGAAGCGCGCACCAAAUCUGAGAAAGAUCAACCCUAAGGUGCCAUUUCAGGAGGCUGCCUACAUUGCUGAGGGACUGUAUCACGUCAUCAAGAACCACGGCCCACUCACCAUCUCCAACACUUGGAACCACGCCAAGGAAGCUGGAAUUAGUGGAUUGAGUAGUAAAACACACAUGAAGAUAAUGCUUCAUUGGAUGAGAGGCAGAAAUAUGCUGAAGCUCUUCUGUCAGAACGUAGGCUCUAGCAAGAAGUUCCUGCUGUCUACGCUACCUGAAGAACCCCAAACCAACCAGUUAAACAGCUCCAUGGAAUCCGUGGAACCGAAGCCGAAGACUGGAAAGCCUUCAAUGAAGAAGAGAAAAUAAACAAAAUAAUGUGUUGACUUCAGAGAUGAAAGACACUAGUACAAUACUGUUUAAUGAGAAUUUAUUGAGGUGUAGGAAUUCUUGCAUUUAAAAGCCAUUUACUUGCUGUUCUUAUGUAUUGAUACUUUGGGAUGUAUGAGUCAUUUAAACAAUGUAUUUGCUUUAACUUCAUUCUCUGCCAAGACUUGUAUAUUCGAUUCUUUGCUUACACAAUUGCCUAUUCAAACCAAAGAGUGCAAUUUUUUUGUA
Messenger RNA from Olea europaea var. sylvestris, 847 nucleotides. RefSeq lists its product as uncharacterized. The transcript is spliced from 2 exons. Lineage: Eukaryota; Viridiplantae; Streptophyta; Magnoliopsida; Lamiales; Oleaceae. The record is from RefSeq and is a predicted model, not a curated record. The coding region runs from base 161 to 598 and encodes 145 amino acids.